Caenorhabditis briggsae is the source of this 840-nucleotide messenger RNA. The transcript is spliced from 2 exons. Gene Ontology annotation, molecular function: iron ion binding; oxidoreductase activity, acting on paired donors, with incorporation or reduction of molecular oxygen, reduced flavin or flavoprotein as one donor, and incorporation of one atom of oxygen; heme binding. Gene Ontology annotation, biological process: xenobiotic metabolic process. The record is from RefSeq and is a predicted model, not a curated record. Gene Ontology annotation, cellular component: cytoplasm; intracellular membrane-bounded organelle. The annotation marks the transcript as partial. Lineage: Eukaryota; Metazoa; Nematoda; Chromadorea; Rhabditida; Rhabditidae.
AAGACUUUGGAAGAAGGAUUGGUGGACUGGAAAACUGACUUCUUCGAUUUUUUCCAUAAACAAAUUAAAGCGCAUCGUGAGAAAAUAGAUUUGGAUUCAGAUGAAAGUCAAGACUACGCAGAAGCCUAUCUCAAGGAACAGAAAAGAAGAAUUAAGGAUGGUGAUAAGGAAACGUUCAGUGAUAAACAACUAUCAAAUAUGUGCCUUGACUUGUGGUUCGCUGGAUUGUCAACAACAAGUAUCACACUGACAUGGACGAUUACCUAUAUUCUCCAUAACCCAGAUGUUCAAAAGAAGCUUCAUGAAGAAUUAGAUCGAGUGGUUGGAAAUAAUAGACUUAUCAGUACAAGCGAUAAACCCGAACUUCAGUAUAUGAAUGCAGUUAUCAACGAAUCUCAUCAAUGUGUCAACUUGGUACCUGUUAACUUAUUCCAUUGCACUUCACGGGAUACUGUACUCAAUGGAUACCAGGUUCCGAAAGACACUGGAGUCAUUGCUCAGAUUAGUACUGUGAUGUUAGAUGAGGAAGUGUUCCCGGAUCCAUAUAAAUUCAAUCCAGACAGAUUUAUCGAUGAAAAUGGGAAACUGAAGAAGGUCGAGGUGCUUUGCCCAUUUUCGGUUGGCAAGCGACAAUGUCUGGGAGAAGGACUCGCCAGCAUGGAACUAUUUUUGUUGGUUGCCAACUUUGUGAAUCGAUACAAGAUUAAACCAUAUGUGCACGGAUUGCCGUCACUGGAUAAGUCGAAAAAUGUGACCGUCGUACCAAGAAAAGUUGUGGCGAAGCUGAUAAGGAGACAUGUACAAAUUGACGGACUAUUUGUGAAAAACUAUUUUGAAUAA